This is a messenger RNA of Hemibagrus wyckioides, 2995 nucleotides long. RefSeq names its product CD209 antigen-like protein C. Gene Ontology annotation, molecular function: fucose binding; D-mannose binding. The transcript is spliced from 5 exons. The record is from RefSeq and is a predicted model, not a curated record. NCBI's taxonomy places the organism in Eukaryota, Metazoa, Chordata, Actinopteri, Siluriformes, Bagridae. Gene Ontology annotation, cellular component: external side of plasma membrane. Gene Ontology annotation, biological process: biological process involved in interspecies interaction between organisms. Bases 136 to 957 code for a protein of 273 amino acids.
UUAUAAUAACUUCCCCAUUAACACUAAUACAAUUAGGACUUCCCUAAUAAACAGCAUCAAAAGGCAAACUGCAUCAUCAUAAUCUUCACAGUCUGUGGUGCAAUAGACAGAAAGCAUUUGCAAUAUUUUCUAGAGAUGUCUGAGAGCACUUCUGUGUAUGUGAACUACCCUGAGCAGGGAGGACAGCGCAUACAGACCGUGGCGGAAUGUGUGGCUGCUUCUCGAAUCACUAACACACAGAGGAUACGACAAACACCAAGAAGAGGACUCAAUGCUGAACAGGGGACGAUUAACAGCCUGACAACUUUUGCGCUCCUGAUUGUCACCAUAGUACUGAGUGUCAAAUUCAACAACCUGAAAUCAGAAAACAAGCAGCUACAGACCAGCCUCAAGAACGUGACUAGAGCAAGAGACCAGUUACAGACCAGUUACAACAACCUGACUAGAGAGAGAGACCAGUUACAGACCAGUUACAGCAACCUGACUAGAGAGAGAGACCAGUUACAGACCAGUUACAGGAACCUGACUAGAGAGAGAGACCAGUUACAGAAGAAGUUAGCAGAAACAGAUGCACAAGCCAAACUUGGAUGGAGAUACUUCAACUCUAGUUUUUACUACCUCUCUACUUCGAUGAAGACCUGGAAUGAGAGCAGUCAGGACUGCAUAAACAGAGGAGCAAACCUGGUGAUCAUAAACAGCAGAGAGGAAGAGGAGUUCAUCUCUUUACAGCUUGGCAGCAGUCGGGCUUGGACUGGUCUGAAUGACAGAGAGAAUGAAGGGGUGUGGAAAUGGGUGGACGGUACACCACUGACCACUGCGUUCUGGGCUGUGGGGGAGCCGAAUAAUUUUUUAGAUGAGGAUUGUGCUGAGAUCUUGGGUGGUCUAGAAAAGAAAGGCUGGAAUGAUUCACCAUGUUCUACUAAAUACUACUGGAUCUGUGAGAAAAGUGUGUUUUAGUAGUAAGAGUAAUUGAGUCUAUUAAAAUGGUGCUCACAGACUUAUGGAGCUACAUUUACUUAGCAUCCUGUACCACUCUCUAAUUUGCUAACCUGCGUAAGUAUAUAUUGUUCAUUAAAUACAAUUCGCAGUAGUCUCUUAUCAGGCGACACCUUUCCCUCUUGACUCAAACGGAGACCACUGCUUAUUAUGGAACUGUUUUUAUAAUCAGACAGACAGACAGACAGACAAAUAAUUAAAUAAUGAUGUGUGCUGUCAGUAUGUUCAUGAACAUUAAUAAGAACAAUUUCACAUGUUCCACUGUGUGUGAAAAAGAACUGAGUGUGUUGUAUAUUGCAGUGACAUUUUCAUAGUAGAAAGCUUCAUCCACUUCACACAAAGCUUUAAGUUAAUUCAUGACUUUAUCUGUUGACAGUUCCAUCUUCAAGACUUCUGUGGCGUCUUUAUUAAUUUUAGAUUGACCUUCUACAGAUAUUUGAGCGUACUGACUUCUUAAAACAUAAUUGUUUUUAUGUGAUAUGUUGCGUUUACAUAACGUUCUGCAUACUGAGGUAUGUAUUCUUUUUUUGUACUACCUUCUCACUAUCUAUUGUGUAACUUCAGCACAUGACCUAAAACAUUAUAUAAGUAAAUGAGUUAUGUUAUGUUAUAUUAUAUGUAGGGAUGCACAAUAUUUAUUGGACAGAUAAAUUAUCGGCCGAUAUGGGCAAAAAUGACGUCAUUUUUAUUGCUCCGAUAAAUAAAUUAACUCCGAUAACUAGAUCCGAUAAAGAAUGCUUGCUGGUAAAUCAAUCAAUAAAUCUGAUUUAUCUGAGAUUCAUCCGCUUUCCGAGUGCAGGUGACUGCAGCUUUAAACUGCAGUGACUCGUCGAGAUCUGUGAACAUGUCUUCGCCGGCCUGGAAGUUUUUCUCUGUGGCAGCGGAGGACAAUGCCAUUGCUAUUUGCAACACAUGUUAAGCAAAGAUUCCGAGAGGAGGUAAAAAGGUGUCAAGUUUUAACACAACAAAUCUUACUGUAUAUCUCACUUGAAGGUUCGUCAUUGCGGCGAAGCUGUAUUAAAAGAAUAUGAAGCAGCCACGGCAGAAGCAGCUACUAGCGCUUAUCCCUCCUAUUUAUUUUAUGUUAAACUAUAUAAUUUAAGAGAAAUCUCAACUAUGCCUUGUGCUCUUUUGUUGAGGAUGCACUUUAUUUUUGUAGAGGAUGCACUUUUGUUUUUCAUUUUUUCCCGAGGUUGACAAAUGCAUGUUAUUUAUGAUAUAUUUGAAAAACAUGUGACUUUAGGUCUAUAUACCUUCCUCAUCCUCAUGCACUAAAAAGGUUUAACAGAUGCAAUUCUUUGUUAUGCGUGAAAUACUUAAAUAAAUACAUUUGUUUUUAAUGAGUUGUUAAUUGCAGAUAAACCAUAGUUCUCUCAUAGUUCUGUUAAACCCUGUCUGUUCUUAUUGUAGUGCACACAAAAAAUAAAAAUAUCUGACGAGUCAGGACUGAUGUUUGAUUACAGUUAGGCCAGAGCUACUAAAAUACUAAAAUAAAAGUUUCAUCAGUGCAUCUUAGAUUUUCUAUUCUCCUGGGUGCACAAACUGCAGAUUAUAUGAAAAUCCUAAUAUAAAAAUAUGCACUUGUUUAACUUGGUUAUCGGUAUCUGUAUCGGAAUCGGCCAUGAGAAGGACUUAAUUAUCGCUUAUCGGUAUCGGUUUAAAUUUUUCAUAUCGUGCAUCCCUAAUUAUAUGUAAUAUGAUGCCUCCAUUUACUUAAUGAACUGAAUUAGCGGUUAAGGUGACACAGGCUGACUCUAUAUCCACAAAUAUAGUUAUGAAAAUUCUAUUGAUUUCUCUCACACACAUUUUAAUAUAUGUAAUCUCUUCAUUUUUAAUUCAUGCUGACAUCCACUUCACCCCAGCAGUUUCUAUAAAAGAAAUGUUCCUGUUUUGUUUGUGGUCUGAUUUAUUUCCUCAUCUUAUUCAUCACUGUGUAGUUUCCUCUCUGCUCAGAAAUGAUUGCAUAUUUGAGCCCAUUGUUUUCAUCUUUGGUUUCAGU